AUGGCUUUCACUCCCAACUGGGCAGAGGUGCAGCCUGAGAAUAGAUGGCGAAUCCUCCGCGCACAGCCUAGGUUUGCUGCUUGGGCGCUCUUCUCCGCCUUGGGAGGAAUCAUGCUCGGAUACGAUUGGGGCGUCUCCAGCAAUGCAGCAACCCUCCCUUCUUUCCAACAGGAAUACGGGAGAGAAUUCGCUGGAUCUGACACAGGCUACAUCAUUCCCGCCAACUACCUGUCUGGUUGGUCUGCCGCCGCGAGCGGCGGAGACAUCAUCGGCAUCUUGAUCUCUGGUCAACUCAUCGAAUGGAUUGGAAGGAAACACUCGCUGCUGGUUGGGGCCGUCAUCACAGCCGCGGGAGUUGGAAUGCAGGUUGCAAGUACCGAAUGGGUGCUUUUCCUUUGCGGUCGCUUGGUCAACGGUGAGUCUCACUAUGGAGAAGACGGGGGGGUUUUGCUGACAGUUGCAUCAUCACAGCAAUCGGGUUCGGAAUUGUCUAUAUCCUGUCUCCCGUCUGGAUCGGCGAGACGGUACGCCCCGAAUUGCGCGGCUUCUACCUAUUUUGCGUUUGUCGUGCCUCUCCUUUUUCUAUAUCCGUGGUUUCCCGAAUCUCCUUACUAUCUCUUGAAGAGAGGACGAACCGAGCGUGCCAGACAGUCCUUGAUCCGAAUCCACGGCCACGGCGACCAGGCAUUGAUCGACGCAGAGAUGGAUAGGAUCGCAAAGGAUGCUGCUUUCAGUGGAAGCCUCCAGGCUGCCGCCGCUCAGAGCGGGCUGACUCUUGUCCAGUGCUUCAGGUCAACCAAUCUAAGACGUACUCUCAUCGCAAACCUCCCCGCAGUCGAACAGCAAUGUGUGGGCUCUACAUUUGUUCUCGGGUUCAUCACCUAUUUCAUGUCCCUUGUCGGAAUUAAAGACUACUUCACCGUCACCGUUGCCCUGACAAGCGUGAUGCUUGCGUCUAGUGCGGCCGCCUUCCCACUGAUCGAGGCUGUUGGACGGAGAAAACUCAUGAUUCCUGGGACAUACUCCUUGACUGCCGCGCUUCUGGUCAUGGGAAUCACUGGCUGCUUCAACACAAGAGCUGCCGUGUGGGUGUUUUUGGUAUCGGUUUUUAUCUGGGCUGUAGUUUACCAAUGCACGCUCGGCGCCAUCGGAUUCGCCUUUGGUGCAGAAGUCCCGUCUCUGCCACUACGAUCCUCGACGGUAUCUCUUAUGGGCUUUACCCAAAUGGCUGGUGUAUGGAUCGUGUCUCUUGUUCUUCCUUACCUUAUUAACCCUGAUGCCGCCAAUUUGGGCGCCAAGAUUGGAUUCAUCUUUUUUGGUCUUAGCAUCCCGCCCUGUGUCCUUAUGUGGUUCUAUAUUCCCGAAACGAAAGGGCUUUCUUUCCAAGAGGUAUGGGACCAACAACUCUGA
Messenger RNA from Fusarium vanettenii 77-13-4, 1410 nucleotides. RefSeq lists its product as uncharacterized. Bases 1 to 1410 code for a protein of 469 amino acids. The transcript has 6 exons. The record is from RefSeq and is a predicted model, not a curated record. Gene Ontology annotation, cellular component: membrane. NCBI's taxonomy places the organism in Eukaryota, Fungi, Ascomycota, Sordariomycetes, Hypocreales, Nectriaceae. Gene Ontology annotation, molecular function: carbohydrate:proton symporter activity. Gene Ontology annotation, biological process: carbohydrate transport; transmembrane transport.